Molecule: messenger RNA, 1105 nt
Organism: Centropristis striata (black sea bass)
Lineage: Eukaryota; Metazoa; Chordata; Actinopteri; Perciformes; Serranidae
Gene: dpcd
Product: deleted in primary ciliary dyskinesia homolog (mouse)
Exons: 6
Coding region: 39-812 (257 amino acids)
Source: RefSeq, a predicted model, not a curated record
UUUAUUUUUAUUAAAAUUGGACAAAAAACACACCAACAAUGUACAUAGUACGCCCGUGGUUGUUUUUAAUGGCUUUGAAGAUUAUUGAGUUAGUUUUAAAUGUUGUUUUUUUACUAUUUAUUUUUUGCAUUGACCUCGGUUGCCGUGGUGACGGUUUAAGACCGGAAGUGGUCCUGUGCAACAGAAACAUCUCUAGAAACAUGGCAGUGCAAAGCUGGAUUGAUACCCUGAAAUCAUCAAAGAAAACAGCUUUGAUACACGACGGAAAAAGGAAGAUACACUACCUCUUUACAGAUGGCAAAGAAAUGGCUGAGGAGUAUGACUUGAAAACAGAUGAACUCAUUGUACGAAAGUGGCGUCAUAAAAGCACACUUGGAGCCCAGGGCCAAUGGCAGGUAGAGGUCGGGGAGCCACUGGCAGCUCCUGUCAUUUCUUCAGACUCGGAGGUGAUCAAGGAGAACUGCUCCAAUCCUGUAUUCAUGCGUAGAGACACAAAGAGCAGCUUCCAGUGGAGGAUCCGCAACCUUCCCUAUCCCAGAGACGUCUUCAGUGUUUCUGUGGAGCCAUCUGACAGAUGCAUCAUCAUAAAAACCUCAAACAAAAAGUAUUAUAAGAAGUUCAGUAUAACUGAUUUAGAUCGCAGUCAGCUGCCGCUGGACAACUCCGCACUCAGCUUCACUCACGCCAACAACACUUUAAUUGUCAGCUACCAGAAACCCAAGGAGACCUUAACCCUUGAACAGGAGCUACUGAAGGAGCUGAAGAAACUGAAGGGGACCGGCGAAGGGGACGUCGACUGCAAAACCCAGUGAAUCCGGACUGUGGGAGCGAGAGGCUGAUUCUGCGUUGCAUUUAAAGCAGAACCUCACUACGUCAUUUUCCAGUCACAUGUGAGCCCACGUUUAUUUUUCUCUCUUGGAUCCCUUCAUUAAGAAGACCUUUGCACAGUGCCUUGUCAAUGGUUUAAAGCUUCUUAUUGUGUUUACUAAUUGGGGUUCAUUUAUCAGAGAUUUUAGUGUUGAAAGCUGCAAUUUAUAUUUGAUACCGAUACCAAAAUAAAUAACACAUGAUGUGGAUAACAAACAGACUUAUCAACUUUGUUUUU